Messenger RNA from Abrus precatorius (Indian licorice), 996 nucleotides. Its product is annotated as bark storage protein A. Gene Ontology annotation, biological process: nucleoside metabolic process. Gene Ontology annotation, molecular function: catalytic activity. Lineage: Eukaryota; Viridiplantae; Streptophyta; Magnoliopsida; Fabales; Fabaceae. The record is from RefSeq and is a predicted model, not a curated record. The transcript has 5 exons.
AUGGAAUUACUAGGUUUACUAGUGUUGGUAUUGGGCAUUAGCAUAAGGGCCAAUGGUGCAGUUUGUGAACUUUCUUGGAGAGAAAUCAGCAAUAUCAAUAGCAAAGGGCCAUACAUUGGUAUAGUGGUGCCAAAUGCCUUUGAGCUGAAUCCUCUUCUUAAUUCACCUAGCUUUGUGCCUCAUAGCAAGUUUCCUUACUUUGAUUUUGCCGGAAAACAUUUUCGCAUUGGUGUAUUGGAAAAUAAGAGGGUUAUAGUUGUUAUGACUGGAGAGGGAAUGCUGAAUGCAGGUGUUUCCACCCAAUUGUUGCUUACUCUAUUUGAUGUAGAAGGAGUUCUCCAUUAUGGUAUUGCAGGAAAUGCAAAUCCUAAACUCCAGAUUGGAGAUGUGACUAUUCCCCAAUAUUGGGCUCACACAGGACUUUGGCAUUGGCAGAGAUUAGGAGAAGAAAAUGGAGAUUUCAGCAAAAGAUUCGGUGAUCUUAAGUUCGCCGAUUACAAUAACUAAACAAAACAUUCUAAGUCAGAGACAAAUCUUUUGAACACAAUCUGGUAUCAACCAGAGCAAAUUUUUCCUGUGAAUGGUAUUCCUGAAGCUAAGCAAUUUGCUUUCUGGGUUCCAGUUGACAAGAAAUACUUCAAAAUUGCAAGAAAUCUUACGAAUAUUAACUUGGGCAGUUGUGUCAACACAACUUGCUUACCAAGAAAGCCUACUGUGGUGAGAGUAGAAAAAGGGGUUAGUGCCAGUGUGUUUGUUGACAAUAAGGCAUACAGAGAACUUUUGCACUCCCAAUUUGGUGCCACUCCCACUGAUAUGGAAAGCGCUGCAGUUGCUUUAGUAUGUCUACAACAAAACAAACCCUUCAUUGCUAUUAGAUCACUAUCUGAUUUAGCUGGUGGGGGGUCUGCAUUGUCCAAUGAAGUACCAGUGUUUGCCUCAUUAGCAUCCCAAAACGCAGUAGAUGUUCUUAUCAAAUUCAUCUCCCUGUUAACUUAG